AGGGAGGAAACGUGAUCUAUAACCAUGGCUCAUGCCAAGCCAAAGGCCAAUGAUGGAAAAAUUACAUAUCCACCUGGAGUGAAAGAGAUCUCUGAUAAAAUAUCAAAGGAGGAAAUGGUUCGAAGAUUAAAGAUGGUUGUAAAAACUUUCAUGGAUAUGGACCAAGAUUCCGAGGAUGAGAAGGAGCUGUAUCUGAAUUUAGCAUUGCAUCUUGCUUCUGAUUUUUUCUUGAAACAUCCUGACAAGGAUGUACGUCUGCUUGUUGCUUGCUGCCUAGCUGAUAUUUUUAGAAUCUAUGCCCCAGAAGCACCCUAUACAUCACCAGAUAAACUGAAGGAUAUAUUUAUGUUCAUAACAAGACAGCUUAAGGGGUUAGAAGAUACAAAAAGUGCACAGUUUAACAGAUAUUUCUACUUGCUUGAGAACAUUGCCUGGGUCAAGUCAUAUAAUAUCUGCUUUGAACUGGAGGAUAGUAAUGAUAUAUUCACUCAAUUGUAUAGAACACUUUUCCAAGUUAUAAACAAUGGCCACAACCAGAAAGUUCACAUGCACAUGGUGGAUCUGAUGAGUUCCAUAGUUUGUGAAGGGGACACGGUUUCUCAAGAACUUUUGGAUACUGUUCUUGUUAACCUAGUACCAGCACAUAAGAAUCUAAAUAAACAAGCAUAUGACUUGGCAAAAGCUCUUUUAAAAAGGACAGCUCAAGCAGUUGAACCUUAUAUUACGAAU
Chiloscyllium plagiosum (whitespotted bambooshark) is the source of this 729-nucleotide messenger RNA. The record is from RefSeq and is a predicted model, not a curated record. Lineage: Eukaryota; Metazoa; Chordata; Chondrichthyes; Orectolobiformes; Hemiscylliidae.